CCUUAUUCUGUCUGUAAUAAACUUGCCAAAUCUGAAAUCUAUUUGCAGACCAAUCCAAUCCCUUCCUCGCUUUUGUGCUCCACGAACAUUUAUUUGAGGUUGAGGGAAUGGUGAAGGAGAGUGAGUAUUACGACGUGUUAGGCGUCAAGACUGAUGCCUCAGCUGCUGAGAUUAAGAAAGCUUAUUAUAUCAAAGCAAGGCAAGUUCAUCCAGACAAGAAUCCUAAUGAUCCUCAAGCUGCUAAAAACUUUCAGGCACUAGGUGAAGCUUACCAAGUUCUUAGCGAUCCGGAGAAACGAACUGCUUAUGAUAACUACGGCAAAGAAGGUGUUCAACAGGAUGCAAUGGUUGAUCCUGCAGCUGUGUUUGGCAUGCUCUUUGGUAGUGAGUUGUUUGAGGACUACAUUGGCCAACUUGCUCUUGCUUCCAUUGCAUCACUCGACGCUGAAGUAGAAUCCCAUGAGCCUGAGAUUAGGAAAAAAUUACUUCAAGACAAGAUCAAAGCGAUGCAAAAGGAAAGGGAAGACAAGCUUGUCACUACGCUGAAGAACAAACUCGAACCAUUCGUGGAAGGACAAACCGAUGAAUUUGUGAAUUGGGCUACCGCUGAGGCAAGGCGACUCUCAACAGCUGGUUUUGGGGAAGCAAUGCUGCACACUGUGGGUUACAUUUACACAAGAAAAGCUGCGAAAGAACUCGGAAAGGACAAACGUCUCAUGAAAGUGCCCUUCUUAGCUGAGUGGGUGCGUGACAAAGGCCACCAGAUCAAAUCUCAAGUGAUGGCUGCUUCUGGUGCGGUUUCGUUACUUGUGUUGCAGGACGAAGUGAGCAAGCUGAACCAGGGAGAGAACAAAGAGGAGCAUAUUCAGAAGGCCAUUGAAGCUAAAAAAGAUGCAAUGCUUCAGUCCCUUUGGCAAAUCAAUGUGCUUGACAUCGAAUCAACCUUAUCUCGCGUCUGCCAAGCGGUGCUUAAAGAUCCGAGUGUUUCAAAAGAUGUUCUUCGAACUAGAGCAAGAGGGUUGAGGAAGCUCGGAAACAUUUUCCAGGGUUCUAAGAAACCGUACUCCAGAGAAAAUAGCUUGCGCCACGAAGAUGCCGCCGUGAAACUUGAUGCCGGAGAUUCCUCUAAACCGGCGACUUAAAGUUAGCGGUUCGAACCAAAGUGAUCGGUUAUUGAAUGUAUUUAAUGUUUAUGUGAAGUGGAGGUUUCGUCUUUAAAUUCUCUUUCUUUUCUUUAUUGAAUCUUUUACCUUCCGUGUUGGCUUUCACAAGGUCGCGUGUUCUGUAAGGUACUUGUUACAUGGACAAUGGUUAUUUCGUGUUUUUAAUAAGUUGGCCCCUCGAAUAUAAUAAAAUUUCUA
Molecule: messenger RNA, 1361 nt
Organism: Brassica oleracea var. oleracea
Lineage: Eukaryota; Viridiplantae; Streptophyta; Magnoliopsida; Brassicales; Brassicaceae
Product: chaperone protein dnaJ 10
Exons: 10
Coding region: 108-1142 (344 amino acids)
Source: RefSeq, a predicted model, not a curated record